AUGGCAGCGUACCCCGACGCUAAGAAGCACCCCAUCGCCGAAAAGCUCAACGAACAAGUUCCUCUCCUCAGGAACGCGGCCAAAGGGGCGAGCAAGACAGCCGCCGCCGAGAGAAGAAAGCAGGAGCUAAGCAACCGGCACGCACAGUACCUCCGUUGCCUGGAGGAGGCUUGGCAUGGCGAUGGCUGGAUGUUGCCGGAGCUAUUCUGUUCCAACAGCAGGAGUCAGGGCAAGGGCUUCAAAGACCUCCACUACAUCUGCAGCAUUACCGAUAUCGCUCUCAAACACGGCAUUGACCUCCCCUCGCUCUGGCAGCCUGGCGGCGCUGCCCUCAGCCUGCUGCACGACCAAUUGGAACAAGAAGAUGGUCAGCAAGACCAGGAUUCUUCGUCACUUGGGUCUGACUCGGAAAUCGACAGAAUCAAGAACCCUGACUGCCACAAGUCGGAUGCCGCCGACAGCCUAAACUAUGAGUCGCCAGAGAACGCGCGGGUAACAAGUCUUGCGUCACCUCUCUUUGACCCCGCAAGCCCCAUCUCUCUCGCAAAGCAGCCAGUAAUAGACUUCUCGCCUGUGCCGGAUAGCCCUGUCGCGUUGCCCCAAAACUGGCUCGCUCCCGAGAGCACUAAAGACCUUGACGUCCCUACAAACCACGACGACCUGGACAUCAUCCACGCCCAUAGCGUUCGCGGCAAGAUGAUCACGAAUGGGGAUGGACCCGUGCAAGAAGACGCAAGCAGCUGCGGCGCCUUCGUUGUAGCAGCUCUCGAGUGUCUUCUAGUGCGCGAUCCCAUCGACUUCUCGGCCGCUGGAACUAUCACGCGCGAAGCACUGGCCCAAAAGGCUGCAGAAUACAUCGACGCCAAGUUUCCCUGGAAAGUCGCCAGCGUUGCAGAGGCGCAAUCCGCCCAGAACAAUAUGUCAGACUCGAGUCACAUGGCCGAAAAGGCGAGGAUAUGUGCACACGACUCGACCGUCCAGAAGCAACGCUUCAAGGUGCAGAAGCGAAUGACAACGGAGCGAGCUCAGCUUCGAGAGGCGGAGACACAGCUACAGCGCCGACGAGACGACGUUUGGAAGCUAGAGUCAGUCGAAGCCAAAGUCAAGUCCGCAGCAAAGGUGGAAGAGGCCCGGCUCAAAUCACUCCUUGACGUAGCGACAACGUUCAACGCGACCUUUACAGAAGCGCAAGAGAAUACGGACGUGGCCAAGGAGGCAAUCACUAAGAUGCAGAAGACAAUGCUGUUAAGGACCAAGUUUCAAAGGAUGACGACGGUGAAAACGAGCCAAGAGAUGGUCGUGGCACACGACAUGACUACGGCAGCUCGAACGAGUGCCAGUGACUGCAAGGCGGAGGUGGAGAGAAUCAAAGGUGCAUUGGUAGAAACGGAGCGCCGUGUCCGCUUGGAGGAGGAAAAAGAGCAAAUGGCCAUGCUGGUGUCCAUUAGCCAAGGUGGGGGCGACGGUGAGGGCAUCCACAGGUAUGACGGCUAA
This is a messenger RNA of Colletotrichum navitas, 1494 nucleotides long. RefSeq lists its product as uncharacterized. Lineage: Eukaryota; Fungi; Ascomycota; Sordariomycetes; Glomerellales; Glomerellaceae. The transcript has 5 exons. The record is from RefSeq and is a predicted model, not a curated record. The coding region runs from base 1 to 1494 and encodes 497 amino acids.